Molecule: messenger RNA, 1429 nt
Organism: Drosophila yakuba
Lineage: Eukaryota; Metazoa; Arthropoda; Insecta; Diptera; Drosophilidae
Product: protein ABHD11
Exons: 1
Coding region: 146-1069 (307 amino acids)
Cellular component (GO): mitochondrion
Source: RefSeq, a predicted model, not a curated record
CAUGAUUUCGUUAGAAAAUUGAAGGGAUCUUUCAAAUUGGAAAGAUUUUUGUGAAUUUCCAGCACAAAAAAACAAAUAAUUUUUACAUGGAUAACAGAGGGAGACGCACCUUUUAAUGUAGUUCAAUUCGAAAUUUUCGGUAACCAUGGCAAGACAGCGACUUCUCGGCUCGAUCCUGGCCAGAGUCGGAGCCCAAGUGCGGCGAAACUAUCGGUCUUCAUUUGUCCACGGCACUCGUCUGGAGUACGUUUCCUACAGCUCGCCGCGCAAUAUGAUGCAGGCGCCGCCCAUUGUGGUGAUGCACGACCUCAAUCUGUCAUCGGCAUCGUGGCGACAUGUGGCUCUUAAUCUCAGCCAGUCAGGUCUGCGCCAGGUGAUCACCGUGGAUGCACGGAACCAUGGCCUCAGUCCCUACAUAACCGGCCAUUCGCCAAUGCACCUGGCCGCCGACGUGGAGGCACUGAUGAGCCACCAGAGUCUGAACAAGAUCGUGGCACUCGGACACGGCAUGGGCGGUCGGGCAAUGAUGACACUGGCACUCACGCAGCCGCAACUCGUGGAGCGGGUCAUACUGGUGGACAUCACACCGGCACCGGUGCCCAGUAACUUCUAUCUAACGCGGCAGGUGUUCGAGAUGAUGCUCCAGGUGGCGCCCAGUAUUCCAUCAAAUCUAUCCCUUUCCGAGGGGCGCACGUUCAUCCUGCCAAUCUUCCAGGAUGUGGUACACGACGCCACCGAGCUGCGCCGCAUUAUCUACAAUCUGCGCAAGAUGCAGGACAACACCUUUGGCUGGGCAGUCAAUCCGCAGGCGGUGCUCAGCUCUUGGGGUGACAUGAUGAUCAACUAUGAGGCCACCUUGGGCGGACUGCGUCCUUACAUGGGCGAGGUGCUGCUCAUCGCCGGUUCGCAGUCGGAGUUCGUGACCACCACCAGUAUUGCAGUGAUGCAGAGGUACUUCCCGAAUACAGUGGUACAGAUUCUGGAUGCGGGACACUGUGUGUACGAGGAUCAGCCGGAACAGUUUGUGGAACUGGUCGUGGAGUUUACUCAAACAUGCUUAGUUUGUUGAAGAAACACUUCUUUGGUUAUCGUGACUAAUGUGACUUUUAUAUAUCGCUGGCAUUGGUAUAUGGGCUAAAAUUUCAGCACUCAACAGUACUCCAUCGAUAAUUGCGCUGUCAGCAGAAUGGAAACCGCAGAAAAAAGAGCUGAAUGGCAUGACCAUUUGUAGCCCAAAUCGAUGGCAACUCAACGUGGCAGGCAAUCGAAGCGAUGUUGAGUACUGAGUACUCGAUACGCGACGCAGGUGCUCCAAGUGGAAGCCACAAGGCUUGGAGCACAAAGGCCAAUCCCUCAACCCGCCAAUUUGCCAAUAAAGCAGCCGAAGGUGGAGACGAAAUGCGCCACAAUGCGAUACAAUUUAGAUUUA